This is a messenger RNA of Paramecium tetraurelia, 1629 nucleotides long. RefSeq lists its product as uncharacterized. Lineage: Eukaryota; Ciliophora; Oligohymenophorea; Peniculida; Parameciidae. The transcript has 3 exons. The record is from RefSeq and is a predicted model, not a curated record. Gene Ontology annotation, cellular component: cytoplasm; nucleus. Gene Ontology annotation, biological process: protein phosphorylation; mitotic DNA damage checkpoint signaling. Gene Ontology annotation, molecular function: ATP binding; protein serine/threonine kinase activity.
AUGAAAAGAUUAUUUCAUAAACUAAAUUUGGAGACUGAAAAAAAGAUUACAUAUGAAUAAACUCACAGAAAGUGUUUCUUUUAAAAGGAUUUUGUAAGGAUGUAGUGGAAUAGGUCCAAAAUUCCUAAAAUUACUACUGAAUUGAAUGUUGUUUAGAUAGUUGUUAUGGAAUCUAAACAACAUUAGAAAAAAAUAUAAACCAUAAUGGUUCAUGAAAAUAUCAUAGUUAAACAAAAAAAGGAUGGAUCUUUGUGUUGGAUUGAUUAUGAAAACUCUAUUUUAGAAAUGAUUCACAACGCAUAAUAUGGAGAUGGAAUAAGGCUUAUCAAAUGCUUUGAUUAAUUUGAGAUGUUUGGAGAUUUGGAUAGACUUAUGUGUGUAUUAAAGAAAUUCACUAUUCAAUUGGAGAAUUUCCGAAUCAUUAUCAAAUUCUUAAGAAGAUUAGUUCCAAUGAUAAAGCAGAGAAUAAGAAGUAGAAAGGACAAAAAUGAUUUUCAAUGCAAAAUUUAUAAUAAGAAAUUGAUAAACGCUACAAUAGAAGUUACACUAGAGAAAGAAUUACGUAUAUUAAGAAGAAUUAACGAUGAAAAUGUGUAAAAAUAUAUAGAAACUUUUGAAAAUUAAGAUUAAAUUAUAAUUGUCUAAGAAUUAAUUAUAGGAGGAAAUUUGGAUCAAUACUUAUUAAAAUGGCCCUUGCUUUCAGAAGAAAAGGCAUCCAAGUUAUUUUUUAAAUUGUUUAAAAGCUUAGCAUACUUACAUUCUAAGGGUGUCAUGCACAGAGAUCUCAAACCUGAAAAUAUUGGACUUAGAUUAAAUGGUAAUUUAGAUAAUCCUUGUAUAACUUCUUUUGGUCUGGCAGAUACUGUUAGGAUUACUCAUGAUUCAGACUCCGAUGAAGAUGUUCCCAAAUACCUUUUUCAGAGAUGUGGAACACCGGGAUUCGUUGCUCCUGAAAUAUUAAAAAACCAAGAAUAUAACUGCAAGGUGGAUGUUUACAGUGUCGGAAUCAUUCUAUAUUAUUCUUUGACUGGGAAGAAACCCUUUGAUUCAUAAAAUUAUAGGGAAAUAAUUGAAAAAAAUGAAGAAGGGAUUGUAGACCUUUCACCUUUGAAACUGACUAAGGAGGGGAUCCAUUUCAUAGAAAGUAUCUUGUAACCAGAUCCAAAAGAACGGAUUACUUCUUAAAUGGCAUUAAAUCAUAUUUGGUUUAGGAAUGAGAAAAUCUCAAAAUUAAUGGAAUUAAAAGUGAACACGAAGAUGAAAAAUAUCCAAUUUAAAAGUCCUCAAUACAGACAAAGCAUUUAAAAUCAUAAGAAUUUACCUCCACUGUUGGCAAUUAAAUAAGGAUUAGAUUAGCCCUAUGGCAGUCCUAGACUAUCUCAAUUAACUAGUGCAUAAAGAAGUUCUCUCUAUACAAAUUCUACUCGUAGAAUAAGUAAUUUAAAUGUGAGUUUCAGUCCAAAAGAUAUUAAUUCAAUCCCUUAAUCACAACAUCAUAGUCUAUAUACCAAACUUAAUUAACCUUCUCCAUCUUUGCUUACGAAUUCUUAAAGACCUUCACAAUCACUUUCAUUCUAGUACCCAUUUAUGAAAUAAAAAGUAAAACAUAAGGUCAUAGAUGAAAAUUGA